Molecule: messenger RNA, 540 nt
Organism: Callorhinchus milii (elephant shark)
Lineage: Eukaryota; Metazoa; Chordata; Chondrichthyes; Chimaeriformes; Callorhinchidae
Product: ferritin, heavy subunit
Exons: 4
Coding region: 13-540 (175 amino acids)
Biological process (GO): iron ion transport; intracellular iron ion homeostasis
Cellular component (GO): cytoplasm
Molecular function (GO): ferrous iron binding; ferric iron binding
Source: RefSeq, a predicted model, not a curated record
AUAGAACUCAAGAUGGUCUCCCAAGUGAGUCAGAAUUACCACAAGGACUGUGAGGCUGCUGUCAACAAGCAGAUCAACUUGGAGCUCUAUUCCUCCUAUGUUUAUCUUUCCAUGGCCUAUUACUUUGACCGGGAUGAUGUUGCCCUGUCCCACUUUGUCGAGUUCUUCAAGAAGCAGUCGCAUGAGGAAUGUGACCAUGCCGAGAAGCUGAUGAAAUUCCAGAACCGACGUGGAGGACGGAUCCUCCUGAAAGACAUCCAGAAACCUGAGCAGGACGAGUGGAGCAAUGGUUUAACUGCAAUACAAAAAGCUUUGCAGUUGGAGAAGAAUGUAAACCAGAGUCUUUUGGAUCUACAUAAACUGGCUACAGAGAGGGCUGAUCCUCAUUUAUGUGACUUUCUGGAGACCCAUUAUUUGGAUGAUGCAGUGAAGUCCAUCAAGAAACUUGGAGAUUACAUCACUAGCCUGAAACAUCUGGGAGCCCCUGGGAAUGGCAUGGCUGAAUAUCUGUUUGACAAGCACACCUUGGGAGAGAUUUAA